Molecule: messenger RNA, 2497 nt
Organism: Rosa rugosa (rugosa rose)
Lineage: Eukaryota; Viridiplantae; Streptophyta; Magnoliopsida; Rosales; Rosaceae
Product: SUPPRESSOR OF GAMMA RESPONSE 1
Exons: 5
Coding region: 648-1988 (446 amino acids)
Biological process (GO): regulation of DNA-templated transcription
Cellular component (GO): nucleus
Molecular function (GO): transcription cis-regulatory region binding; DNA-binding transcription factor activity
Source: RefSeq, a predicted model, not a curated record
UUUGAUUGAGACUGAAAGAUCGUGGCUUUUCUGGGUUAAUGGAUUUGGAAUUUAGUGUGUGGAUUUGGGUAUGCAUGAUCAAAAAUCGAAACUUUUUCACUUUUAGUGGCGUUUUGGUUGCUUUACCCAUUUCAGCUUUCUCCUUUUUAAGAUUGAACUGGGUAUUUGGAAUGGGUGAUGUUGAAAGUUUCUUAGUGAAUCAAAGCUUUACAUGUGUGAGAUACUUUCUUUAGUUUCUAUGCCAGGUGUUCCUCUGUUUCUCACAACUACUUUGCAUUCUAGCUAAAAUUGGUUGUAGAUUCAAUCAGAUUUUAGGCUAAUAGAGUAUAAAUUUCUUUGUAGGGCUUUGGCUGGUCAUCGUCAGAGAAUUUACUUAAUUACUUCCAAACUACAAAUGGUGCUUAUCAAAUCAAAGAUUCUAACUUUGUGUUUUCAUUGGCUUGAAUGCUUGGAUUUGGGUUGAAAUUUGGGGUGGGUCUUUAUUUGGGUGCGACAAGAAAGAUAAUGUUGGCUUUCAUUUUCAUGUAGGUUUCUAGGUGUUUUCUGAGAGACCCAUUUCAGCUCUCUCCUUUUGACUUUUAUAAUGUUGGCUUUCGUUUUCAUUCAAUUGGAAUUGAUAAUGUUGGGAGUUUCUAUUAAUUUUUUCAAUGGUUCAUGUUUGCAGAGUUUCAUUAAUCUGUCUUCCAAUGUGGUUUCUCUGUUGGUUACUUUAUCUUGUUACUGAAAACUGUAAUGUAAUUGAAAUUGAGGCUAAUGCAGUAUAUAAUUCUUGUAGGGCUUGGCUGAUCAACAGCAGAGGAUUUGCAAACAAAGUCAAAAACUGUGCUUCUCAAAUCAAAGACUGUGGGGCGAGUCGCGAGUGUCCAAAAUGCCAUUAUCUUAUCAGCAACAGCGAUGUUUCAACAGAAUGGCCUGGCUUUCCGACUGGUGUGAAGUUUGAUCCAUCUGAUACUGAUCUCAUAGAACAUUUAGCUGCGAAAGUUGGUGUUGGAAACUCAAAACCACACAUGUUUAUUGAUGAGUUCAUCCCAACUAUUGAUUGGGAUAUUGGCAUUUGCUACACUCAUCCUGAAAACCUUCCUGGUGCAAAGAAAGAUGGAAGUAGCUUCCAUUUCUUUCAUAAAACAUGUAAUGCAUAUUCUACUGGUCGGCGGAAGCGUCGCAAGAUUGACAAAGAGCAUGACUUGGCCGCACAGGCUGUUCGUUGGCACAAGACCGGCAAGACCAAGGCUAUAAGAAGUGGAGUUCAUCCGGGCUGGAAGAAGAUCUUGGUGCUGUAUAAAAGUUCAAUCAAAGGGUCCAAAGCAGAUAAGACUGACUGGGUGAUGCAUCAGUAUCAUUUGGGAAGUACAGAAGAUGAGAAAGAAGGUGAAUAUGUGGUGUCAAAGAUAUUCUACCAACAGCCUAAGCAGACUGACAAGAAUGAUCACAAUUUGGUCAUUGAAGAAUCUGAAUCCAAUGUGCUUCAACGUUCUCCAAUUACCCCCAUAACAAAUCCUCCAACUACUCCUGCACCAGAGGAAUCUGCUUGGUGUGAUGCUGGUCCUGACGAAUAUAUGCAGAAUUCCUAUGCCAAGGUAGCAGAACAUGUCCCGGAAGUAUCUCAAUAUGCCCAACUUAGGAAGUUCGAGGACAGUAUAUCUCAUGUCCCUCAACUUGAUAGUCAGUUUGAGAACAAUAUGGGGCAACCUACCUGGUUGGCAGGCGAAUCUCAGGCUGAUGAAUACUAUGGUUUAAAUUGCUUGGAUGACACCUUGUUAUGCAAGGAGACAUUUAAUUCUUCCACUCCUCUAAAUGAUCCAGUUCUGAAUCCCAUAUCUAACAGUGAUUGUGUUAACAACACAUACGGGGUGACUGGAAACAGCAGCACAGCAUUUGGAAUCCCUGACCUUGAGAACCUCGAGUUUGAUAGUCCACCAGAUUUCCAGCUAACUGGUUUGCAGUUUUGUUCCCAAGACAGUUUACUUGAGUGGUGGGACAGGUUGUGAAUGAGCUUCCGGGAAUGAAACUGAAUUCCCAAUUUUGUUCAAUCCCAUCUUCUAGGUGAACGGCUUAUAAAUACUUGCAUGCUCUUUAAUGGAAAAUGAGGCAAACUUUAUGCAAGCUUAUCAAGCUUUAUAAGUCUCAGGGCAGGUGACCAUGGAGCUACAAGUAAGCAGAACUAAGCUGUCUCCUGCUGAGAUCAGAUUGAUCAACCUACGGCUAAUGAGUGUAUUUGCUAAUUUAACCAUCAAGUUCAGUUGUUUGUAUCAACCUGUUUUUGCAAACGAUGUAUGCAUGUAUUGCUUCUAUGGUAGUAAAAAGCAUCUCAUGGGAUUUGGGAUACUUGAAAACCAUUGUAGCAACGAUUACAUCAUUGGCAAUAGCAGAUAUGUGCCAUAUAUAUAUGUUGUAUCAAAUUUGUAUCCAGAUUUCUGUUGAAACAAUGACAUUUGCUGUUGUAUCAAAUUUGUAACUUCGUACAUCUGAUUCUUAUUAAUUUUGUUUUUUCUCCUCA